AUGAAACUAUCAUUGCUUUUACUCAAACAAGUUUCACAAUUCCGAUUUACUAACUACGUGCCGACCCGACGAAUUCCCGGCAAUGUACUACUUGGAAAACAUCGCGUGAGACGAACGCUAAGCCAAGGCGAAAAACGUGAUAUGCAACAGCGAAUCGAAAUCGAAUUAGAAAAUAUGGCUCAUUUAAGUCGGCCGUAUCUUACUGAAGAAGAAGAUAAUCUGUACGAACGUGAUCCAGUUCGUCGUGAACGUGAAGAAAAAGCGUUGGCUUUAAAACGGCGACAAGAAGAAAUCCCGGAACAUAUUUAUUUAAAGCGUGAUUUGUUAGAUCGUGUUGCGUGGUAUAAAAAGUGGGAAUAA
Messenger RNA from Adineta ricciae, 360 nucleotides. The record is from the annotation of a GenBank genome assembly. NCBI's taxonomy places the organism in Eukaryota, Metazoa, Rotifera, Eurotatoria, Adinetida, Adinetidae.